AUGACAACCUUUUCAACUGAAUUCUUAUCACACACUCUCAAUUUCAGAAACCACCCAAACCGCACUUCUCGCCAUUCAAAUCCCAACACUAUCGUCACUUCCUCAACCCCGCGCAACACCAACAACCGAAGAACAAGAAUCAACCAAGAACAAAUCAGGGUCAAUGAAACAAUACCAAAACUUGAUAGGAGUUAUAAACCUGAUGUCAUAAGAGCUUUCAUUAGGUCAUUCGAAUCAGCUAAGUACGAUGAAGCUCUCUACUUUCUUCAGCUCAUGGUUGAUAGGGGUUAUAAACCUGAUGUCGUUCUCUGCACUAAAUUGAUUAAGGGUUUUUUCAAUUCUAAGAAAACCCAGAACGCUAUUCGGGUCAUGCAGAUUUUGGAAAAGCACGGCCAGCCUAAUGUUUUCGCGUAUAAUGCACUUUUAAAUGGGUACUGUAAAGCUGAUAGAGUUGAUGCUGCCAAUAAGGUGCUUGAUAGAAUGAAAAAGAGAGGUGUUUUACCUGAUGUUGUUACUUAUACUAUUCUCAUUGGGGGUCUUUGUGGGAGGGGUAAACUUGAUUCGGCUUUAAGGGUUAUGGAUCAGUUGUUGAAAGAUAAUUGUAGGCCAAAUGUUAUAACUUAUACUAUUUUGAUUAAAGCAACUAUUAUUGAAGGUGGUAUUGAUAAGGCUAUGAAGCUUUUUGAUGAGAUGUUGUCGAGAGGGCUUCAACCUGAUGUGUUUACUUAUAGUAUUUUGUUGAAGAAUCUUUUGAAUGAAGGGAAAUGGGAAGCUGGAGAGAGUUUGAUGUCUGAUAUGUUGGAUAAAGGUUGUGAGCCGAAUUGUGUGACAUACAGCAUAUUGAUUAGUUCGCUUUGUCGUGAUGGCAAAAUCGUCGAGGCUGAGAAUGUGUUGAAGGGUAUGAAGAAGAGAGGGUUGGCUCCUGAUGGUUAUUGUUACAAUCCACUGAUUUCUGCUUUUUGUAAAGAAGGAAAAGUAAUUUUGGCCAUAGAGUAUUUGGAUAACAUGAUAUCAGAUGGUGGUUUGCCUAGUAUUUUUACCUAUAUCUCGAUCUUGGUUUCUCUGUGUAAGAAUGGACAUGCUGAUGAGGCUUUGAACAUCUUUGAGAAACUCGGUGAAGUGGGCUGUCCUCCAGAUGCAACUUCUUAUAAUGUAUUGUUUGGUGCAUUGUGGAGCAGCGGCGAUGAAAUUAGAGCGUUGGGGAUGAUUUUGGAUAUGUUAAGCAAAGGCAUUGAUCCUAACGAUGUUACCUAUAAUUCACUUAUUUCUUACUUGUGCAGAGGUGGAUUCAUGGAUCAGGCAAUUGAGUUGUUGGUUGACAUGAUGGAGAGUCACAAGUAUCAGCCUGCUGUUAUUAAUUACAAUGCUGUUAUUUCUGGAUUGUGCAAGGUACAAAGAAUCAUAGAUGCUAUUGAGGUGCUUGCUGCUAUGAAUCAGAGAGGAUGCUUGCCAAAUGAAAAAACCUACAUAUUGUUGAUUGAAGGGAUUGGUUGUGGAGGAUGGCAAAAUGACGCGAUUGAGUUGGCUAGCUUGCUUGUUAAUAUGGAUGCUUUAUCGGAAGAUUCAUUCAAACGUUUGAAUCUAACAGUUCCUGUGUUUGAUGCGCAAAAGAGCCUGCAGUAUUAG
Molecule: messenger RNA, 1626 nt
Organism: Vicia faba (fava bean)
Lineage: Eukaryota; Viridiplantae; Streptophyta; Magnoliopsida; Fabales; Fabaceae
Source: the annotation of a GenBank genome assembly